CUUUCUCAGCUUCUCAUCCAUCCUUCGGUACUCAGGACCCGACUCUCCUGCCAAAAGUACUGGAAAAUCCCUUCUCCGAGCAGUCCUUUGCAAAGAUGAGUGAGCAGAACGUAGUUUAUGCAGAGAUGAAACAACCCAACCCAUCCCAGAAGCAAAAAAGGCAACAAAUAUAUCUGAAGAAAGAAGAUUCACUGUUUUCUCCCUGGCAGCUCCUGGCUGGGACUCUGGGGGUCCUGAGCCUGGGGCUUAUGGCGACUGUGCUAGCACUGGGGAACCUGAUGGCAAAACAACCUCCCAACCAAGAAUCUGAGAGAAUUUCUUCAGUUCCCAACACCACAUCCCAGAGAGAAUGUUACCCUGCCUCUUGUCCAGAGAAUUGGAUCUGGGACAGAAAUAGCUGUUACUACAUUUCUAAAGAAAGCAGAUCUUGGAAAGACAGUCAAAUGGACUGCAAGAAUAAGAAUUCCUGUCUCCUGAAGAUAGAUGACAGGGAAGAGUUGGAAAAUUUCUUGAAACAUUUGAAAUCGUACUACUGGAUUGGACUGAUUCAUAACGGCCCAACUGAAUCUUGGCUGUGGGAAGAUGGUACUGCUCUUUGCCCUGAUCUGUCGUCGAAGAUAGAGCGAUUCCCUAGAAGCAAAUGUGUGUAUUAUGGAUUGGAAAACGAAUUUUUACAUGAAAACUGUUCUUCUUCAGUGUUUUAUAUUUGUGAACAAAGUACUAGUUAUUCUUCUGAUGAAAAACACAAAUGCUGACUCAAAAAUCACUAAAAAUUAUGUGAUUGAAAAUCUUCAUUUCAAAGAAUUCCUAUAAUGCUCCAAACAACUCUAUUGUCUCU
Tachyglossus aculeatus (Australian echidna) is the source of this 838-nucleotide messenger RNA. RefSeq names its product natural killer cells antigen CD94-like. NCBI's taxonomy places the organism in Eukaryota, Metazoa, Chordata, Mammalia, Monotremata, Tachyglossidae. The transcript is spliced from 7 exons. Bases 96 to 755 code for a protein of 219 amino acids. The record is from RefSeq and is a predicted model, not a curated record.